GGUUAGGAAAUUCUUGUAAAUUUUGCAAAUGGCCGCAUUUCUCUGUUAAUGUUCUUGUGAUCUUGAACGACGUGGUGAAAAUUUUCUGUUUUUCACAGUGAUUCAGUGAGAGUUUCUGGGAUAUUUCGGUGGAAAAGCAUCACCAAACUUGUAUAUUUUGUGUUGCACGUGAAAAUUUACCAAUUGCUGGAGCAAUUGUUGGUGAAAAAUGGCAAAACUUGUCUAUGUGUAUCGCUCUGAAGAGGAUAGUGUCAGAAAUAUUGGGCGACGACAGCUCCCGCUUGUCGUUGGAGAUAAUUUAAUGAUGCUGAUGGAUUUGAAUACGAAGGGACUUGUAUUUGAUCAUCCGACUGUGAGAGGACGGGAUUUGGAGGAAUUCCUACGGAAGUAUACAAUUCUCACGCAGGAAGAGUUCAAGAAGUCUCUGCAGGUGUCAUGUGAGGAGUUCACAUCGGUGCUGAGCCAGAGUGUGCCGUGUGUUGGGUGUCGCCGGAAUGUAGAGAGGCUGUUCAUGCAGAUGAGCCAAUGUGUAUUCCCAACGCUCGAUCCUCUCGUGAUUACGGCCAGUGGAGUACUCACUGUGUCAGAUGAGAAGAUAGCAACACCUGUGGCCAUCUGCACCCUCCUUCACAAUCACAAUAUUCUGCUCAAUAAUCUUCUGGAUAAUAUGCCAAGGAGCAAGAAGAGCUCUCGCUGUGGACUCCAUUCGCUCGAUACAUUCAGGUCUCGUCCGUUUUCGGAGUUGUGGCGAGAUGUAUGGAGUUGUAUGAAGCAACGGUGUCGUGAGAAGGUGGUAAUCAUUGAUUCACAAGAACUCCAAUAUACUCUCGAUGAAUAUCUGAAGAAGCACAAAUUCUGCCAAGAUUGUCGAACUAAGGUUGAAAAAGCUUAUGCUUUUCUUGUGGGAGAAAACAGUCCGCCGAAAGAGAAGGGCUUUGUGGCGGCUCUGUAUGCUGGCAUAAAACGCUGCACAGAUGAGAAGCACAUCCACUUGCAAACAAAAGCAGACUAUAUUGAUGGGCUGAUUAAGCGAGCGGAACCGGAAUUGAAUGGGAAUGGAUCGAGGCACCGGGAGCGACAUGCCAAGACAAUGGAAAUAGCCCAGGAGGAGGUAUUAACGUGCAUUGGGAUGUGCAUGUAUGAGAGACUGCGUCGGAUUCAUAUGGUGCUGAAGGAAGAGGAGAAUGCAUGUCAGGUGCUUGCGGCCGUUUCUGUACACUGUCUCUGCCGCAGUUUUGAUAUGGCAGUGGAAAAGAAGCGUGGUAAGAGCAAUUUGGAGCUGCUGUAUGAGGAAAUUAGUCGGGCGGAGAGGGCUAAGGAGCAGCGUCGAGAGCAGAAGAAGCUAAAGAAGAAGCGAAAGAAGAAUGAGAAGAAAGGUUUGGCUUCGUGUCGUGGCUGUAAUUCGACUGGAGCCACGGAGGAAGAUGAGGAGGAAGAAUCCCAUGUUGUUAGUAAUCAAGCGGAUGUUGAUGAUGAUGAUGAUGAUGAUGAAUUUGAGCCGGAAGAGGAGAUGAAGCACCAUUCCCAGGUUGAGAAAUUCAAGUGUCAACUGGCGGAUGAGGAUGAUGGUGAGGAGCAAGAUGGGGAUGAUGAGGGUAGUCGGGGAGAAAUGAUGUGUGAACAGAAGGCGAAGAAAAAGAAGAAGGGUGCCAAGGAAGCUGCAGGAAAGAGGGAGAAAAAGACAAUUGCAGUGAAUAAUAAUAAUAAUAACAAUUCCAAGGACAGAGGCAGAGGGUGUCUAGCGGGGAAGGGUGCAGAGGAUAUCAAGGAUGAGAUUUCCGUGACUUCUUGUCAUUCCUGUGAAAACACCUGUACCCAGUCUAUCGAUGGGGGCUAUGUGUCGGAGCCAUCCAAUCACGAGGGUGCAUGCUCAUCCAUUCUCUCAUCCACGGCUCACUCGGGCGUCUCUAGUCUGUCCAGUACACCAGAGGGCUCUGAAGUGGCGUGCUCCGACGGAUUCUGCAAUCAUGAUCCCCGAACGGACGACGGUAGGUGUCACCGCGGCGGAUCACCUGAGCACAAUUCCAAGAAGGAUGGCAGACACUCAGCCAAUGUUUGUGGUCAACCCCUCAGUCUUCAAGAGAUGCUGGGGAAUCAGUCGGAGACGGAGGAAGAUGUUGGUGAAGAUGUAAACUAUAUCCCGGUCGAGAUGGUGCAGGAGUUUAAGCUGAGACAUGCCAAUUUGAAGCAGGCCCGUGAGGAGUUCCGGCAAAAUCUACGCAGAAACUUCGCUCAAUUGUGCAUGAAGACGUCGGUGGCCAAGUAAUGUAAGGGGCAGCGGCCAGGUGUGUAGGAGUGUAGGAGAUGCAAAAUGUGAGGAAAUUGUUCGAUGGCGAUUAGUCAAGUUUUUGGUGGAAGCAGCUUCAGAGCAUGGACAUAUUGUUCCAAAAUAAAUCCCAUUAUUCUUUAUUGUUGUCUAGCGCGAGAAUUCUGGUGAAGUUAGAGAAAAAAGAAAGUGGGGAGUUUUGAACUCUUGUAAUUCUGUUAUCGGAAGAGAUGAGAGGAUGGAAACAAAGAAGCGAGUAACCGAAGGAAAAAUAAAUAUUGCAAAGCA
Molecule: messenger RNA, 2554 nt
Organism: Phlebotomus papatasi
Lineage: Eukaryota; Metazoa; Arthropoda; Insecta; Diptera; Psychodidae
Product: gametogenetin-binding protein 2-like
Exons: 4
Coding region: 209-2266 (685 amino acids)
Cellular component (GO): cytoplasm; nucleus
Source: RefSeq, a predicted model, not a curated record